Molecule: messenger RNA, 2671 nt
Organism: Gossypium arboreum
Lineage: Eukaryota; Viridiplantae; Streptophyta; Magnoliopsida; Malvales; Malvaceae
Product: glutamate receptor 3.3-like
Exons: 5
Coding region: 211-2196 (661 amino acids)
Cellular component (GO): plasma membrane
Molecular function (GO): ligand-gated monoatomic ion channel activity; signaling receptor activity
Source: RefSeq, a predicted model, not a curated record
AAUAACUAGCACUUAUUAAGAGAUUACUUAGAAGUAGUUGGUAAAAGAUAAUUUGCGGUGGACAUUGACAUGAGAACAUGCCAGGAAAGUCCUGGAAGUAGUUCCUAAACAUAAUUUGUGGUGGACAUUGGUAUGAGAACAUGCCAGGAAAGUCCUAGAGUUGACCCGAAAUAGGUAAUUUUAGCUUACCCUUUUCUGCAAAUCAAACGAAUGGGAGAUUCAGUUUCCACUUUCAAGGAGAAAUACAAAGAUUUUCUAGUCAUUAGAGGCAUGUCUGCUAAGUUUUUUGCUUUUUUUUUGCUAUUAAUACUGUCAUCAAAGUGUAGUGGGAUAAGAGAUGGAGAUGAUCUGAAAGAUACAGAGGAUGAUUCAUGUUUGUUGUGUUGUAACAAAGCCUCAGAUGCACACGAUAUCCGGUUAGAAUUCAACCAUUCGCCUGGGAAUGUUACACCCAUAGAUCUAUAUGAUGAUUAUCAAAAUUAUGUUGCCAUAAAAAAAUUGACUUCACACAGGUUACCGAUUCUAUGUACCGUCACAAGUUAUGAAACUGCUUUCUCUGCGGAAAUCAAUGCGUUUACCAGGAGAGCCAAGGCAAACGUACUUUGUGCGCUGCCUGCAAUAGAUAAAGCAACAAUGGGAAACGAAUCUUCGACGAGUUACAUGUCUCGUCAUAUGUACGAAAUUGCGCGCGAGAUUGCCAGUCUAAUCGGCCACUACCUGUGGUUGAAGCCUGGGACAACUGUUUACGAGGAAUCUGAUGGAAUUAGUGAUUUAGACAUAGUCACUUUCAACUUGAACAGCCGUAAUCCAACGCCGAAUACAGGUGGGAUCAUUCAAAUGGCUGCAACUUUAUCGUUUUCGACAUCCAAGCCAGUUCACUAUUAUACAGAGAUAAGCAUUGCCGUACCAGUAAGAUCGAUUCCCAUGCAGUUUCUUAACAUAAGCCAGGACGAGAAGAACCAUAAUGAAGCACAAAUAAAAGGUUUUUGGAUUGAUCUUUUUAAAGAAGCUGUUGCAGUGAUGCCAAUCAAUACCACUUAUAAACUGGUUCCUUUCUACGGUUCUGAUGAUCAAUUGUUUAAGGCACUUGCUCGCAGGACUUUUGAUGCAGCCAUUGGCUUAACAGUAAUGACCAGAAAAGGGUCCGAUCUCUUAGAAUUCUCAUAUCCAUAUUUCGAAGUAGGCCCGAUGCUAGUGAUGAAGAAAAAGCCUGAACUGAACCAAGUUUUUUCAUUCAUGAUGCCUUUCACCAACGAGAUGUGGUGUACUUUUGCAGCUAUGACGGUGUUCAAUGCUUUUGUUAUUUGGUUAGUUGAGUCUAGAACUGGUCAUGAAUCUGUUGGAGCUAUCUUCUGGUUCCCUUUGGCGACCCUCUUCUAUGGAGGGCAUAGGGAAUCACCGAGGAGCAAUUUAACACAUUUUGUGUUGGCCCCAUGGUUGGUCCUGAUCCUGGUUGUUUCUUCAACCUAUACACAAAGCUUUACUUCCAUGAUAACAACAAGCUCAGACACCGAGUCAUCAUCUUGCUUAGAUAUAGAAGAUCUCAAGAAAACAAAUGCUAUUGUGGGUUGUGAUAUGGAAGAUUCAAUUAUGUUCAAUCAUUUAGUGGAGUACAUUGGGUUUCAAAGAAAGAACAUCAAGCACAUUGCUCAAUCUUCAAUCGAUGAUUAUGCUAAAGCUCUAUCAACUGGAAAAAUAAAGGCUGCAUUCUUUUGGGCGCCUUAUUCGGGUCUUUUCCUUGCAAAAUACUGCAAAGGUUUCAGAUCUUGGUGCCCCAACCGUAAUUUACGUGGUUCUUCAUUUAUUUUUCCAAGGGAUUCUCCUUUUGCUCCAUAUAUGUCAGAGGCCAUGGUGCGAUUAUGUGGGAGUGGAAAAUUCAAGCGAAUGAAGGAUGAUUUACUAUCAUUUCCAGAGUGUUCGAGUUCAACAAUUGAUGUCACCAUGAAACGAGGAAUAGGACCUGGGCCCUUCUCAGGCUUAUUUAUUUUAUCAGGCACGGCAUCUGCAGUUGCAAUAUUGAUCACGGUUAUUCAACCGAUGAGAAGACGCUGGGAGGUUGGUUCAAGAAUGUUGAUGGGUAGAGGACUUUGGGUAUGGCUGACUACUCUGUUUUCUCGAGACCAAAGAGGAAAUCAGCUCCAAGUUCAACUAGCAAGGAUGAAUUUCACGUCCCAAACACAACUUACCAGCUCCUAGCAUCAUGGGUGUAAAUGGAGGUCGAAGAUGUAUUUAGUUUCUUAUAUUUAUCAUGCCGGCGAAAACAAUUAUGUUAGAAACCUAUAAGGAACGAUCAUAGAAAAAUCAAAAUAUGUUUGAAAUUGUUAAAUGUAGCUUGAGUUCAUAGUUGAGUAUAAAAAUAUAAGUAACGAUGGGUGCCUUCGUGUUGGAGAUGAGGAAGAGCAAAGGAAGAAAUACAGGACAAAAGACAAGGCAGCAAGAUAUUUUAGAAAUAUUUGUACUUGCUCACAAAUGUGCAGCAAGAGAGCUUGUAACGCCCCCUUUCCCGAGACCGUCACCGGAGUCGAGCAUGAGACAUUACUAAAUUUAUUUUAGCAUUUAAACAAGUUCAAACAAUUCUCGUAGUAAACUGUCCAUCUGCGUCACAGUCGCUAAAAAAAUCAUAUCUUGAGUUACGAAACUCGAAAUCAAAUUUCGUAAAUUUUCUAUGAAA